AUGAAGAUAAAUUUUGAUCGGACGUACAGUGUAAACUUUAUAACGCCUCGAGCUGAAAAUACGCAUGGAUGGGUCGUGGUAUUGGGGGCUUGUUUAGUUUUUAUUUUCAACAUAUCGCUUGCGACGACAUUCAGUAUAAUAUUUUCGCCUAUAUUUGAUAAUUCCGAUGAUAAGUCUGUACGACUAGCUAUGAAUAUUUACGAAAUAUUAUCAAAUUUGACAGUCAUUUGUACGGGUUUUAUGUUGCGAGAUUUAUCAGCUAAACAUUUUGUUGUUAUUGGCAGUUCCUUGUUAUUUGUUGGACUCGUGAUUUCGUCAUUCGUAGUAAAUUUAGGGCAAUUAAUCAUAACAUUCAGCAUCAUCAUGGGGAUAGGAAUGGGUCUCUUGAAUCCCGCAACUUUUAUAGCUGUUCUAUCAUGCUUCAAUGCAUCUAGAAAUCGAGCAAUUGGCAUAGUUUUUGCAUCGUUGGGUCUUGGACAGUUGAUUAUGCCACCAAUUGCAAAUUAUUUAUUAGAAAACUUUACAUUUCGAAUAGUUAUAAGUUUUGUAGCUGCAUUAUCACUCAUUGGCCUUGUUGGAGCUCAUUUACUUGCACCAAUCAAAUGGAGAAGCUGUGAGGAGCAUCAUGAUCAUUACAGCAAUAGAAUCUACAAUAAUAAUGUCGAGGAAUGCCAAUAUCUAUUGCCAAAGAAUGAAGAAAUUUCGCAAAGUUCUGUUACGACAAAAAUUGUUCAUGCUACUGAUCUUGAGCUUUUAGUCGAUUACAAAUUUCUUGCUCUCGGCAUUGGACUUUCUUUUAUUUUGGCUAUGUCGGUUGACUUGACUAAAUUAUUGCCGACAUUCUUAACUACUAAUUUUGGCCUUGAAAGUUCCCAAGCUCAGAUCUGCACUUAUGUGAUCAGAAUAGCUGAUAUAAUGGCAAGAAUGAGUUUUGCGUUCAUAACGGACGCUUUUAAGCUAUCAUCAAAAACAGUUCUUCUAAUUGGCUUAAUUGGAACUACAGCAGUUAGACUAGUUUUGCUAGAUCCGUACCUAAACUUUGAGUUUAUCUUGUUUGUAUGCAUAACAUUAGGAACUUUCCGAGCAAUGACUGUCAUCAAUCAAAUUUUAAUCAUUGUUGACUUUGCAAAAGGUCGAUGUCCUAGACGAGUUCCUGGAAUGCUAGGAUUAUGCUAUGUGAUGAAGUCAAUUUUGGUGGUUGUUUCAGAAUGCUUAUAUGAGCACCUAGAAGACUACAACACUCAUAUUUUUAUACAUUUAGGGAUUCAAAUAAUUGUAAUAGUUUUAUGGAUUUGUAUUAUAUGA
Chironomus riparius is the source of this 1305-nucleotide messenger RNA. The record is from the annotation of a GenBank genome assembly. NCBI's taxonomy places the organism in Eukaryota, Metazoa, Arthropoda, Insecta, Diptera, Chironomidae.